AUGUUAAGAUCAACUACUCGUAAUACAUUAAGAUUGAGAACAACUUUACAAUCUUCAAAAUUUAUACCUAGAUCAACAAUUAAUACUAUAAAACCAAAUAUUAAACAAAAUAUAAGAUGUAUAUCACAAUUAUCAACAAUUAAAACUCCUCCAAAUUUAACAAAUGAACCAGUUAAAGAUUUUAGUUUUAAUGAUGUAAAAGAUUGGGAUUUAUUAAAAGCUUCAUUAACAAGAUUUACUGAUACUGAUAAUGAACCAUUAGCAAUUCCAUUAAUUAUAAAUGGUGAAAAAAUUUAUAAAGAUACAGAAAUAAAACCACAAUUAAAUCCAGCAAAUCAUUCACAAAUAUUAGCUAAUGUAUCACAAGCAUCAACUGAAGAUAUUCAAAAUGCUAUACAAUCAGCUAAAAAUGCAAAAUUAACUUGGUCACAAACUUCAUGGAUUGAUAGAGCUGCUAUUUUUUUGAAAGCUGCUGAUUUAAUUUCAACAAAAUAUAGAUAUGAUAUGUUAGCUGCAACAAUGUUAGGUCAAGGUAAAAAUGUUUAUCAAGCAGAAAUAGAUUGUGUUGCUGAAUUAAUUGAUUUUUUUAAAUUUAAUGUUAAAUAUGCUGAAGAAAUGUAUAGUCAACAACCUUUACAAACUUCACCUGGUGUUUGGAAUAGAGCUGAAUAUAGACCUUUAGAAGGUUUUGUAUAUGCUGUUACUCCUUUUAAUUUUACUGCUAUUGCUGCUAAUUUAGUUGGUGCACCUGCUUUAAUGGGUAAUACUGUUGUUUGGAAACCUUCUGCAACUGCUGCAUUAUCUAAUUAUUUAUUAUUAACUAUAUUAGAAGAAGCUGGUUUACCUAAAGGUGUUAUAAAUUUUAUUCCUGGUGAUCCAGUACAAGUUACUGAUAUUGUUUUAAACGAUAAAGAUUUUUCAAGUUUACAUUUCACUGGGUCAACAGAUGUUUUUAAAAAAUUAUAUAAACAAAUAAGUGAUAAUGUUUCAAAUGAUGUUUACAGGGAUUUCCCAAGAAUUGUUGGUGAAACUGGUGGGAAAAAUUUCCAUUUAAUUCAUAAUUCAGCUAAUUUAAAACAUUCAGUAUUAUCUACAUUAAGAGGUGCUUUUGAAUAUCAAGGACAAAAAUGUUCAGCUACUUCAAGAGUAUACGUUCCAGAAUCAAUGUGGCCUGAAUUUUCUGAAAAAUUAAGUUCUCAAAUGUCAACAAUAACUAUUGGAAAUACAACUGAAUCACAAACUAUUAAUUCUUUUAUGGGACCAGUUAUUCAUGAACAAUCUUUUAAUAAAUUAAAAACAGCAAUUGAUCAAGCUAAACAAGAUCCAGAAUUAGAAAUAAUAAGUGGUGGUUCAUACGAUUCAACAAAUGGUUAUUAUAUUCAACCAACAUUAAUUAAAACAACAAAUCCAAAUCAUGAAUAUUUAACAAAAGAAUUUUUUGGUCCAAUAUUAACAGCAUACGUUUAUCCAGAUUCAAAAUUUGAUCAAAUAAUGGAUUCAAUAGAUUCUAUAACAAAAUAUGGAUUAACUGGUUCAAUAUUUGCAAAAGAUCGGUCAAUAAUUCGUAAAGUUGAAGAAAAAUUAAGAUAUUCAGCUGGUAAUUUUUAUAUAAAUGAUAAAUCAACAGGGGCAGUUGUUGGACAACAAUGGUUUGGUGGUGCUAGAGCUUCAGGAACAAAUGAUAAAGCUGGUUCUGGAAAUAUUUUAUCUAGAUUUGUUUCUAUUAGAGCUAUAAAAGAAAAUUUUUAUGAAUUAAAUGAUUUUAAAUAUCCUUCAAAUUAUCAAUAG
Molecule: messenger RNA, 1788 nt
Organism: Lodderomyces jiufengensis
Lineage: Eukaryota; Fungi; Ascomycota; Pichiomycetes; Serinales; Debaryomycetaceae
Gene: PUT2
Product: 1-pyrroline-5-carboxylate dehydrogenase
Exons: 1
Coding region: 1-1788 (595 amino acids)
Cellular component (GO): mitochondrial matrix
Molecular function (GO): L-glutamate gamma-semialdehyde dehydrogenase (NAD+) activity
Source: RefSeq, a predicted model, not a curated record